Molecule: messenger RNA, 1638 nt
Organism: Eimeria maxima
Lineage: Eukaryota; Apicomplexa; Conoidasida; Eucoccidiorida; Eimeriidae
Product: mRNA processing protein, putative
Exons: 1
Coding region: 1-1638 (545 amino acids)
Source: RefSeq, a predicted model, not a curated record
AUGGGUUAUGCUCCCUCGGAUCCUUUUGCUGCUGCACCUGGCGUGCUGCCCUCAUUUGUAUGCGAAUUUAUGCAGUGUCUAUCCACCUCGCAGCUGCUGCAGCUGCUGCAUGCGCUGCAGCAGCUCGCGCUGCAGCAGCCCCUUAUCUGCCGUCGCUUCCUUACAGAUAAUCCUUCAUUAACUUAUGCUGCUACUUAUGCCAUGUUCUUAAUAGGGGGCAUCAGCAGCAAAGAUCUUGCUGCUGCAGAAGCAGAUGCUCAGCAGCACAAACAGCAGCAGCAGCAGCAGCAGCAGCAGCAGCAGCAGCAGCAGCAAGUUGCAGCUACCUUUGAUGCACUUAAAAGGCUACCAGAGUUCGAGAGGCAGCAACUGCAGCGCAACAGAGAAGAAAGGCAGCAGCAACUUAAGGCAGCAAAUAUGCUGCCUACACAACGCGCACCUCCUGCAGCAGCAGCAGGCAGCAGCAGCAGCAGCAGCAGCAGCAGCGGCACUAGUGGUAUUGCUACACCAGCAACAACAACGAUGACCCCACCGCAACAGCAACAGCAGCAGCAACCGCAUAUCAUGCAAGCACAACCCAUGCUGCAGCAGCAGCAGUUGCAGCAGCAGCAACCGCAGGUACAGCAGCAGCAGCAGCAGCAGCAGCCGCAGUUGCUGCAACCACAUCAGUUAACCCAGCCGCAGACUUUGCAGCAGCAGCAACCGAUGCAGCAGCAGCAAACAUUGCAGCCACAGCAGCAGCUGCUGCAGCAACAGCAACCUAUGCAGCAGCAGCAACCAUUACAACAGCAGCAGCAACCGUUGAAGCACCAACAGUCGCUGCAGCAGCAGCAGCAGCCACUGCAGCAGCAACAGCUGCAGCAGCAGCAUCAGCUCUUGCAGCAACAGCAACCAAUGCAGCAACAACCACAGAUACAUCAGCCACAGCUACAGCAGCAGCAGCUGCAGCCGCAGCAGCAGCAGCAGCAGCAGCAGCAGCAGCAGCAAGCUAUGCUGCAGCAACCUGCUGCUAUAGCACCGCACCUCUCUACUGGUAUGUCUACGGAUGCUACUCACGGGGCAGCAGCAGCAACAGCAGCAGCAGGAGCAACAACAGCAGCAACAGCAGCACCACAAUGCCGUUGGCCUCCUACUAUGGGUCCUGUAGUUAUACAGCCCCAGGGGGCCCCUGAGGGGCCCCUCCUGUCUUCGUCUGCUGCUGCUCCUGCUGCUGCUGCUGCUCCUGCAGCAGGACGAGCAGCGGUUUCACAGCCAAUGGGAAGCGUCCUUUCGCCUCGUGGAGCAGCAGCAGCAGCAGGAGCAGCAGCAGCUCCAGCAGCAGCAGCAGCAGCAGCAGCAGCAGGAGGGCCGAUGCCUGGCGAUGUUGCUGCAGGUGGGGGGGGCCCAUCUGCGGGGCCCCAGGGGGGCCCCCUGGGGGCCCCCACACGCCAGUGGGUUGCUGCGUCUAAAGCAGCAGCUCCUACUGCAGUACCUCUGCUGCAGCAAAGCAGAGGGUAUUCACAAGGGGGCCCCCUCCCCUCACAAGCAGGAGCAGCAGCAGGAGCAGCAGGUGCAGCAGCAGGAGGACUUGGGGGCCCACAGCAGCAGACGGCGACGGGUCUUGGAGAAGCAGCAGGAGGGAUUAGGGGUAUGUUAUAA